Messenger RNA from Dracunculus medinensis (Guinea worm), 552 nucleotides. The record is from the annotation of a GenBank genome assembly. Lineage: Eukaryota; Metazoa; Nematoda; Chromadorea; Rhabditida; Dracunculidae.
AUGCGACGGUGUUCCAGAGAAGAUAAUUCGACUCAUAAAGAAAUUUAUGAGCUCACGUUGGUGCAGAUCUAUGUAUAUGGGGAACUGACAGACUCCUUCGAAAUAAAAACUGGUGUUCGUCAAGGCUGUGUCCUUUCCCCUACAAUAUUCAACUAUGCGAUAGACUGGGUAAUGGACACCGCUUGUCGGCACUCAAGGGGUGUCCAAAUCAGUCCAGAGCAUCAUAUCACAGAUCUUGAAUACGCUAAUAAUGUAGUCUUUUUUGCUGACAGUGUAUUUGCAUUUCAUCAUAAAAUGCCUCUUUUUAUGAAUUCAUUGUCGAUUGAGGAAGUGCAUGAUUUUAAAUACCUUGGGUCCACUCUAAUACCAAAUGGCCAGGCAAAAAACGAUAUUAUAACCCGGAUCACAGUUAGAAAUGCGCUCUUCGGGUUGACGAAACAUUUGUGGAGCCAUCGUGAAAUUACCAUUAGAACGAAAGUCCGCAUCUAUAUAGCCAUGAUUGAUUCGGUCUUGCUAUAUGGCUGUAAGACAUGGCCAAUGAGAAGAUAUUAA